GUUUUACAGUGUACAGUUUUGAAUAAUAUGCUGAUUUAUGGACAAAUUCUGCAUUAUUUUUUAUGAUCAGGAACAAGGAAGAACAUAUCAACAAACCUUUUAUCUCCCCUCCCACUCUGACUCUGUGAAAAUGGGUGGUGAUAUGUAAAUCACACAUUUCUAGUAUUUCUCCUCUCCUCGUUCAGAGCAGUAGGCAGUUUCUCUUCAGACUUGAUUCAGUCUCUCCUCGUCAGAGUCUCCGUCUUGUUCUUGCGAAACAUCUGCAACAAUGGCACAAUUUGGCCAUGUGGUGGCAGUGUUGAGCUUGUGCCUGCUGGCUGCUGUGGUGAACGCUCAACAGAACACCCCCCCACCUCCUCGUCUAGGACAUGAGAUCUGCACAUACUACACUCAGGGUGGGACCCUCCUCCUGGACGGGCCAAAGGUCUUUGAAAUGAUGCUGAUUGAGUUUGGACGGGCAAUCCAGACCCUGAACCCUAUGGUGACUCAACAGUGGAUGGACGAAGUCGAUGACGAUCACGACAAACGCCUCAACAUGGCAGAGUGUGCCAAACUCGUCCAGAGAGUCUCUGAUUCUGUUCAGAGGCCUCCGCAAUAAAGUCAUUUCGACUGAUUUAAGUAACUUGUACUUGCGUAUGGAAAUAUAUGAAGAAAAAAUAAGAUCUCACAAACACAAACACUAUGUAGGUCAGUAGCUUAAUCUCAUAUAAUAAAUACUAUAAUGUAUCACUCAAAAUCUAAAUAAAGCUAUGUAUUGUUUUAGAAAUUACUAAACAUCAGUCAAAAAUGAAGAAAUAAAAUUGUCAAAAACACA
Molecule: messenger RNA, 814 nt
Organism: Onychostoma macrolepis
Lineage: Eukaryota; Metazoa; Chordata; Actinopteri; Cypriniformes; Cyprinidae
Exons: 4
Coding region: 269-598 (109 amino acids)
Source: RefSeq, a predicted model, not a curated record